AUGGCCCGGCAGGUGGACGUCGCGACGCGGUCACUUGGGCGCCUAAAGCUCUUCUAUACAGGCGCUCCAUCACCUAUUCGAACUUGCUGCUUCUUUUCCAGUAUUUCCUCUUGCAAUGCAUCCAACUCCGAGUCUCCAAGUCUAUUUAAAACCUCCAGUAUCACGCACCAAAGUUUAGUCACCAGUGCACCAAACCUCCAGGCUUUACAGCACAUGCGCUGGCUCCUGCAGCAGCCACAGCGUCGCAUUUUAUUCCUCACAGGAAGUUCUGCAUCUGAUUCAUCUGUUCGAGCAGCACUGGAGCGAGAUUCACCGGUGUUUGAGCUGGAGCGACACGGCCACGGUGUCUUUAGUGUGCGUGAGUUCUGUCAGCUGCUGCUGCGUGAGCACGGCCACGAACGUCGUGUCUUUGGUCACGCUCAAUUGGCGGCAUUGCUGAUGCACAGCAGUCAAGAUGUGCCAAGUGUGGCUCGACUCACGGCAACGUCGAUGCUGCAGAGACGUAAAGUGACGCAAGAUUUACUGCAGCUUUUCCAGCUGUUGGAGCGAGAAGGGAUUGCACCUGAAGAGUAUUCGGUAGCAGUAGCUGCAUCGGGAGAGCCAUUGCCACAAGAACUGUCCGAGAUGUAUACAAGUUUUCAAGGACUAUUGAGGCAGCAUAAUGCUACGUCAUGGGAUGGACUGGUACUGGACAUGUUGACAAUGUGCAGAGUACAAAAAGGAGACGUGGAGAACACAUUGGCCAAGAAUUUGAGUCAGGCAAUGGUGCGAGAAUACACGGAUGUGGUGGUGGACGAUGUGCAGAGGAUGACACCAGCGAUGGCAAAGCUAGUGGGACAUUUGUGUGGUCAGUCCAGUGUGCAGUCCAGUGCCAGCUUCAGCCGUGUACUACUUGAAGGAGAGAAUUGUCCACGAACACAGAUUUUGGAGCGACAGUUGCUGUCGACGGCAGCAGAUACAGGUCAGACAUGUACGCUGAAUCGCACUGCGUUUGAGAUAGAUAACAAACCUCCCAGAGCGAAGAUGCAAGCCUUUGCACGGCAGGUGUUGACGCAACGCGCUGAUAUUAAUAACGAUGUGCCCGCGCCGGUCCCGUUGAAGUGCUGGCGCUUUGGUACUUUCGAGGCCGAGGAGAGGGGUAUUAGUGCAUUUCUAGUCCGCAAAUUGGCGGCUACUGGAGCUAUAAACGCCACUGUGGUAUGCCCCACGCAUGCAGAUGCACAUCGAAUCACGUUGGCAUUUCAGAAGCAGGAUCUACCAGCUCAAGUUGAUGGCGAAUAUUCAGCAGCAAGUGUCUCCACUGGUGCACCUAUCCACCUUUUUGACGAGCCUGGUGUGAACGCAGUGUAUUCACUACUGUGUGCGUUAUGCUUUCCGAGCGACUCGCGUCAUCUUUACAACGUUUUGCGGUCAGACUGUUUUGCUUUUCCGGCAGAGCUUCUUUCGUGGUUGAUGGAGAAGGAGCAUCGAAGCCACGUUGAUCUGUUUACGGUCCUUGAGACUUUUGUCGAAAAUCAUGGCAAGUCGCUUGGCACCUCCCUGAAUAAAAAAGAAGGGGAGAAGCAAAAGCUGCCUCAAGUAGUGUCUUGUCAGCACGAGGUCGGCUUAGAGAUAGCUAAGUCAUUUGUGAACAUCAUGAAGCAUCUUCGUACCAAAUGUCACGAACUGUCUGCGGCUGAAAUCGUGCAGAGCUUUUUGGAGAGGACAGGUCGACUGGAAAAACUACUGAGUCCUAACUCUCCGGAAGAAGAGCGUGAGUCGUUGGUGCUGGCAGAUUUUUUACGGGAACUCGAGACCGCGCAAGAAGUUGCAAUGAGUGAUAAAAUACCGUUUGUGGUGCCAUACUUGCAGCAAUUAAGGGAAACGAACUUGAUUUCGUCAGCUUCAUGGGCAGAUACAUUCGACGUUAGUACGAAGACAAGUGCCAAGGAUGCUUGUAUCCGUGUAAUCCCGCUGACAGCGUACGCGUUACAUUCUUACGCAUCUUCCCUGACUGAUGGUGAGGAAGGUCGCAAGCAUGUGUUGAUAUUGAUGUCAAUGCGCGAUAGCAAGUUCCCUGGGCGGAUGAAACGUCUCACUUUGCCGCUCCCGUAUGAUCUGCUCAGCGAACCAUAUCCACUGCAAACACGUAUUGAACAUCUCGAGCAAUGCCAACAGCUUGCAUACAAGGCCUUAACGUUGAGCGAGUAUGAUGAAGUGGUGCUGUCUUUUGCUGAAUUUACAGCCAUCUCGGCAUCCAAGCACGAAAGUUUAAGCCGGACCUUUCAACCGAUCUGGCAGGAAGGAGACCAACCAGCAACAGGUACCAGCUAUACCGGCGGCAGCAAAUGGAAGACUGAAUCAAGCUGUGCCAUUUCUUCACGAAAUGAGCAGUCAAUGUCCAAGCAAUCUGCUUCGAUAGAGGACACAUCCUCUGUGCAACAUGAGACCUCAAUCUUUUCGUUCUCGGAAAUAGCACAUCUCUUGCUUGACUUUGUGAAUCGCAUGAUCCCUUCAAUCACGCGAUUGAGAAAGUCAGCAAGGCAUGAUGAUCAUCGGAAAAUAGCCGCGGAUGUUUCCUCAAUAACAAAGAGUGACGAUCACCAAGCUGGUAGGUAUCGUCAUAAUCAAGAAACACCGUACGUGAAGCAGCCAAAGAUUACGACGUCGAUUUUGGACCCUGAGAGCUCUACACAUAGUACAAGCAUGGACACUCGUCUUCCAACGGCGUCAGCAGCAAGUGCAUCAUACGAACCGCCACAUUUAUCAUACUCGCAAAUCUCAGAAUACCUGCGCUGCCCACAUCGUUACUAUUUGGGCCGCAUAUUGAAGCUGAAUGGAGACGUAUCAACUCCUAUGAUGUUCGGGAGCGCGCUACAUGAAGGCAUAGCUGCUUUUGCAAAAGCGAUGGCAGAGGCUCAGCUGAAAGAAGAGGUUGCACACGAGGCGAAGGCACUUGCUACUGUGAAAGCGGAAGAAGCUUUUAUGCAGUCCUGGGUAGAUGACGGGUACGGACUUUUUAAGGAGCAGUCAUCUGUCUUGUUCGAGCGAGGCAUGAUGGCGCUAAGGGAUUUCAUGGAGACACACUUCAAUGACUUACAAUUGGAAGCGAUUAUCCACGUAGAGCAAGCGUUCUCUUUUUGCGUCCCUGAAGCCAAUGUGGAAUUGUGCGGUGUCUGGGACCGCAUCGACCGUGUUUCGGACCCAAAUGGCGGUGGGUCCUCUAAGUAUAUCAUUAAAGAGUUCAAGUCUAAUAUGGGUGGGGCCGAACGCAACAUGGGCAAACUAGCACGCGAAAGCUUACAGCUUAAAAUGUACAUGUACGCUUUCUGCAAGGUUUUUGGCGAGGCACCAUACGGAGCCAAGCUACAGCAAAUUGGUGAUAAUUACAGCGAUCCGAGUAGCAACGCUACCAAGCGUACCAGAAGCAAAAGAAUCAGCAAAGCAGGGAAUGAUGACAACGGAUUUGUCCUCUUCUCAACCGAAGCAUCGCAGGAGGCCGAAGAUGCUAUCGUUGAGGUCGCAACGGGCCUUCGUCGUGGAGAUUUUGAGCCCAAGCCAAGCUUCGCCGAGUGUGCUUUUUGUCCGUAUGCAGGGUCUGCCUGUCAUUUUGCUACCGAUGAUGCAUCGCGUGCACGUCGAUCUGCAAGAAAAACUCGCUUGGCAGUCCAAGGAUGA
Messenger RNA from Peronospora farinosa, 3657 nucleotides. The record is from the annotation of a GenBank genome assembly. NCBI's taxonomy places the organism in Eukaryota, Oomycota, Peronosporomycetes, Peronosporales, Peronosporaceae.